Messenger RNA from Symbiodinium sp. CCMP2592, 215 nucleotides. NCBI's taxonomy places the organism in Eukaryota, Dinophyceae, Suessiales, Symbiodiniaceae. The record is from the annotation of a GenBank genome assembly.
GAGUGCCUAGGCCCCUGGUGGCGGUGGAGUUGGACUCGCCUCAGGGCGACGACGUGCAAGAGGGGGGCUGCUGGCUCGAUGGCGUGGAAUACUUCGUUCCGUCACGAACCACUGCGCCGGUCGUGUGGAAGACGCCCAAAGAUGUGGUCUGCGGCAACUUUCCGGAGCUCGAUCCCUUUGCGGAUCUCGACCUCUCAGACAGCGACCAGCCGUGA